AUGGGAUCGAUCAAAUUGGGAGAAAAUGUGCAAGGAAAAGCUCGGGAGGAGUUGGGAGAUGGCUUGAGGGCAAAGAAGGGCAAUGAUUGGGACGAGUUAGAGUCGCUUUUGGAGGAUAUUGAUGAGGAGAAACACCGGAAAUCGAAGGAGCAAGAGGCCACAAAGACCCCAAUCACAGGAGAAGAAAAUAUUUCUUUUCUAUAUCCAGAUCUUUUUCGGGAUAAAAGUCGAAUUUCAGCCGACGUGAAGAGCCCUUGUGAGGACUGGUGUGUGCGGAUGGGGAAAGGAAUGCGCUUAUCGACAAGAAGGGCGAGCCUCACCUGUGAGUGCGUUGCCAAGUGCCCUGAGCUUGACGGAGAUCCCAUGGGACAAGGUGGCGCCAACAACAGAGACUUUCGUUUCGCUGUGCGAUCUGUACCGCGAGCGGUGCUUGUGCAAGAGAAAGAGCUCAAUAAUGUGCCAAGCAUGGGUGAUGCGCGAGUUGAAGAAACGCCGGGAGUUGCACGCUCGAGUGGGAGGAAAUUGUUGCGGGAAGCUGAGAGUGACGAUGAGAAGAAACACGUCUACCCAGUCAUCUGGAAAUUCUGCGAUUUGGAUGGGAAGCCACAGGAUAAGGAAGUCUCCCACCAAGAGUUGAUCCCAAUCACGCUCCAGUCAUCCCACGGGAAACUGCAUCAAGCCGUUCUUGGAGGGAUG
Molecule: messenger RNA, 696 nt
Organism: Mesorhabditis belari
Lineage: Eukaryota; Metazoa; Nematoda; Chromadorea; Rhabditida; Rhabditidae
Source: the annotation of a GenBank genome assembly